Molecule: messenger RNA, 353 nt
Organism: Penicillium paradoxum
Lineage: Eukaryota; Fungi; Ascomycota; Eurotiomycetes; Eurotiales; Aspergillaceae
Product: 40S ribosomal protein uS14
Exons: 4
Coding region: 117-353 (78 amino acids)
Biological process (GO): translation
Cellular component (GO): ribosome; cytosolic small ribosomal subunit
Molecular function (GO): structural constituent of ribosome; zinc ion binding; RNA binding
Source: RefSeq, a predicted model, not a curated record
ACACAACGCAAAUUCCAACCCUAACUUCUGUCUCCGUUCUUUAACGCCCAACGCCAGCGACCCUCGUCCCGUCAACAACCCCGUCAACUCCCAGGUCCCGCCUUUAAAACCUCAAGAUGACUCACGAGAGCGUUUGGUACAGCCGGCCCCGCAAGUACGGCAAGGGCUCCCGCGAAUGUCGUGUCUGCUCCCACCGCGCCGGUCUGAUCCGCAAGUACGGCAUGAACAUCUGCCGUCAGUGCUUCCGUGAGAAGUCCACCGACAUUGGUUUCACCAAGGUUCGUUUUCAUUCCUCGCUCGCAAAUACCAUCCGAUUCUCUUCGAACACUGCACAAAUACACCACCCGAUAUGA